AUGGGUGUCAUUCAGCUCGAAAAGCGAUACACCGACGUCGAGCCCUACUACUACGAGCCGUGGUGGGAGCGCACGAGCGAGGCUACCCGCAUCGGAAUCUACGUCGCCAUUGUCAUUCUCAUCGCUAUCGCGGCCGGCUGCAUCGCCUGGUGGAUCAUGCUGAACCGCCGUCGAUCAUCGGCACCCUACACCCCCCAGCCUGCGUACACCGGUACGAGGCCGAAUGUGCACGUCUCGCCCUGGAACGAGCAGGGCUACACGACGCUGAACGGCUCAAAAGAGUCGCUCGACGGAUACAACGUCCCCAAGCCGCCGCCCCGGGCGUACUCGUACGCCGAGCCUGACGGUAUCCAGAAGGACGAGAUCCGCGCCGUACUCUACAAGUACGACAAGAACUAA
Trichosporon asahii var. asahii CBS 2479 is the source of this 399-nucleotide messenger RNA. RefSeq lists its product as uncharacterized. The transcript has 2 exons. NCBI's taxonomy places the organism in Eukaryota, Fungi, Basidiomycota, Tremellomycetes, Trichosporonales, Trichosporonaceae. The record is from RefSeq and is a predicted model, not a curated record. Bases 1 to 399 code for a protein of 132 amino acids.